CGAGAAUGUUUACCAUCCGAGCGAGUGAGUAAAUGUUCCAACCGAAAGCGCCGUGGUUCUUGCGUCAAGUAACAGGCGCUGUCGGAUUCAUCCGGUGAAAGGUGAGAAAGAGCAGCUCGUUCCUCUGGGAACAGGCGGGUUUUGGACGCUCGCUACGCUCUCCGGGACGCAGCGCGCGCAGAGGGCAGCAGCGCUAUGAAAGCGGAGGUGUCCGCGGCCGCGAGCUUCAUCACGAGGCUGCUGCGCGCCGCCGGCCCGCUGUCCGAGGAUGAGCUGCGGCGCUUCGGCGCGUCGCUCGAGAGCGCGCUGGGGGAGCACUACCGGCACCACUGGUUUCCCCAAACGCCAUGCAGAGGCUCCGGCUACCGUUGCAUCCGAAUCAACCACAAACUAGACCCUCUGAUUGGCAAGGCAGCCCGCACCGUGGGCCUGUCCCGGGAGCAGCUCUUCGCCCUGCUGCCCAGUGAGCUGACCAUGUGGGUGGACCCGUAUGAAGUGUGCUACCGUAUCGGGGAGGAUGGCUCCAUCUGCGUGCUGUAUGAGUCAGCGCCACCAGUGCCUCUGAAGGAGGACAGAAGGACCAGGUGUAAAGAGGAGCUCCAUAUGGGGACAGCCAGCUCUUCCAAGUCCUACAGUAUGAUGACUGUUUCAGGGUAACUGUAUUUCUACCUAAAAGUGUAUUGGUUACAUGUAUUUCCCCACAUUCAAAGUGGAUUUUUUUACACUUUCUUUACUGUUAGAGUAUUAUUGCUAGAGAACUUUUUGCCUGUGAGCAGGGCUUUUGACAAAAGUAGAUAUGAUGUCCCAUUUUGGAUUUAGUAAAGUAAAAUACUUGCAAAGGUAUACUGUAAAUGUUUUACAAAUUUAUAUUAAAAUACACUGAGAAUUUCUAAUAAAGCUCCAGUACCUUUAUUAUCUCCAGAGCAUGAAGUCAUGUUAGAAUUUUUCCAACUAGCACACCCACCUAU
Messenger RNA from Scleropages formosus (Asian bonytongue), 968 nucleotides. RefSeq names its product protein BTG1. Gene Ontology annotation, cellular component: nucleus; cytoplasm. The coding region runs from base 196 to 657 and encodes 153 amino acids. Lineage: Eukaryota; Metazoa; Chordata; Actinopteri; Osteoglossiformes; Osteoglossidae. The transcript is spliced from 3 exons. Gene Ontology annotation, biological process: negative regulation of cell population proliferation. The record is from RefSeq and is a predicted model, not a curated record.